Molecule: messenger RNA, 1689 nt
Organism: Myotis brandtii (Brandt's bat)
Lineage: Eukaryota; Metazoa; Chordata; Mammalia; Chiroptera; Vespertilionidae
Product: zinc finger protein 211-like
Biological process (GO): negative regulation of transcription by RNA polymerase II
Molecular function (GO): DNA-binding transcription repressor activity, RNA polymerase II-specific
Source: RefSeq, a predicted model, not a curated record
CUCACACUAUGGUGGCCUCUGAGGUAGUGGGGUCCUGGGACAGUCUGGCUCCUCUUCCUGGCCUGGGACCUUGGACGUUGAACAGACAAUCGGCCCAGAAACCUAAGGCCAGGACAAGGGCUCUACGAAGUGGACCCUGGUUUUGGGAACCGGUGCAGUGAGAUGUGGGAGCAACAGCCUGACUGUCUCCUGUCCCGGGAUAUGGACUUUGAGGACGUGGCCAUUGCCUUCUCUCAGGAGGAGUGGGGGCUCCUUGAUGAGGCUCAGAGACUUCUGUACUGCGAUGUGAUGCUGGAAGUGUUUGCACUUGUCUCAUUCGUAGGUUGUUUACAUGAAACAGAUGAGGAGGCCUGUUCUGAGCAGAGUUUAUCUGUACAAGGAGAGUCACAGCUCAGGGCUUCUAAGACAGAGCCAGCAACCCGGAGGACCCAUCUUUGUAAGCAGUGUUUCUCAGUGUUCAAAGCUAUUCUGUACCUGACUCAGUCACAAGCAGCAGACUUUGAGCAGAAAGCAUUCUUCAGUGAGGCAUGUGUGAGAGACUUCUGUUUCAGUGAAAACCCUCACCAGCAGCAGAGGGAAGCCAGUGGAGAGAAGCCCUGGAGAGAAGCUGUGGAUAGGGCCUCGUUUGUGACCACGUGCAGCUUCCGAUCUUGGGUGCCUUAAACCAAAAGAAAGGUUGGGAAAGUCUCCCCAGGCAUCUCAGGGCUUCUCCAGCACCAGGUAACUCUCAACAUUGGGGAGCCAUACAGUGCAAGUGAGAUUUCACUGGAAUUUGUCUGUGGAAAAAGUCAUCACAAUUGGGGUGGACAUGAAAACGCUGCCAGCAACAGCGGGAAAGUCAUUCGACCUCAGAGUGUCUGCUUUGAAGAAGUGAAUGAUGAGGGUAACACAUUUGGGAAAGUUUCUACACGUAUAUUUAACCUCAAUCGGCAAAAGAGAGUUCAUACUAGAAAAAAGCUCUAUGAGUGUACUGAUUGUGGGAAGUUCUUUAGAGAAAGCUCUUCCCUCAUUCAACACAGGAGAGUUCACACUGGAGAAAAGCCCUAUGAGUGCACUGAUUGUGGGAAGUUCUUCAGGCAAUGCUCUACCCUAACUCAACACAAGAGAGUUCACACUGGUGAAAAGCCCUAUGUGUGUGGUGAUUGUGGGAGGUCAUUCAGGCAUAAGUGUGGCCUCAACAGUCACCGGAGAACUCACACUGGUGAAAAGCCCUAUGUGUGUGGUGAUUGUGGGAGGUCAUUCAGUCAAAAGUGUAGCCCCAACAGUCACCAGAGAGUGCACACUGGUGCAAAGCUUUAUGAGUGUAGUGAAUGUGGGAAAUCAUGUGGGUCCAGUCACCAUCUCCUUAACCAUAAGAGAAUUCACGCUGGAGAAAAGCCAUAUCGGCGUAGUGAUUGUGGGAAGUCAUUCAGUCAAAAUUGUAACCUCAAGAGUCACCAGAGAACUCAAACUGGGAAAGGGGCGGUGGGCCGCAAUGCCACUGUGUGAGGACAUGGUGAUGUGGCUGAGCCUGGAGGGUUCAGCAAACCCAGGCAUGUUUUGUGUCUAAAGGCGACAGCAAGAGGCAAGGUUGUGCGUGAGGAGUUUUACUUUCAUUCUCAGGAAGCCGGGGUCAUUGUUUGCCAUGAUCAGUAGAUGGACAUUGUGUGAGGCAGGGUUCUGACGUUUUCCCAAUACUGUCCAGAGGAA